Molecule: messenger RNA, 1853 nt
Organism: Archocentrus centrarchus (flier cichlid)
Lineage: Eukaryota; Metazoa; Chordata; Actinopteri; Cichliformes; Cichlidae
Gene: tgfa
Product: transforming growth factor, alpha
Exons: 7
Coding region: 258-1022 (254 amino acids)
Biological process (GO): epidermal growth factor receptor signaling pathway; positive regulation of mitotic nuclear division; positive regulation of cell population proliferation
Molecular function (GO): epidermal growth factor receptor binding; growth factor activity
Source: RefSeq, a predicted model, not a curated record
GGAAGGAAAAGAAGAAGGGAAAGUCGAUUACGAUUAGUUUGCUACACCCAAAAAGAAACUGGGUUGAUGUUAUUUGACACUAGAGGACAGGUCAGCUGUGCGUUCGCCGGGUUAAAUGUUGCCUCUGCUGAUGGUCGCCGUUACGGCUGCUUCUCGUCCUGGAGUCCGAAACACUAAUGACUGAUGUGGCUUCUUAACACGCCCGCGUUUCAGUGAAGCUUGCCCGUCAGAUUCUGCGGUUUGGAGCGCUGCUCGUCAUGAUGACUCGGAUUUUCUGGGACACAAUUUUACUCAUUAGCGGUUCUCUCUUUACCUUUGGUGCAGGACACAGCAGUUCAGUAACUAUUGAAGCCAAUAUUUCUAUCAGCCUAAACUCCACUGUUCCUCCAAAUGCCUCUAGUAGCAACUCUGGGACAACCAGCGGCAGAAGCACAACUCCAACAUUUGCAACCACAACUAACAUCCCUACAAUUAAAAGUUCCCUCUUUAUAAUUGGAACACGGCAGACAAAUACAACAAUUACUGAUGCCACCAUUUCUAUCAAUACCACUUCCUCUGCUGCUUCUAACACCUCAUCAAGCAGCUCUCCAACAAACAGCAGCAGCAUCGGCGCAAGUCUCAUUGCAAUCACCACUACCAACAUCCACCCAGUUAAAAAGUUUGUAGCAGCAGCAGUUCGGUCUCAUUUCGAUGACUGCCCAGACUCCCACCGGCACUUCUGCUUCCAUGGCACAUGCCGCUUCCUUAUACUGGAGGCAACGCCUUCAUGUGUGUGCCAUCCAGGCUUUGUCGGGAUGAGAUGUGAGCAUGCAGACCUCCUUGCUGUGGUUGCAACCAAUCACAGGCAACAGACCAUGGCCACAGUGCUGGUGCUGUGUGUGAUUGGGUGUGUUCUCAUCAUGGUAUUGUGUACAGUCUUACACUGCUGGUGGAGGCAGGACUGUCGCAGGCGGAGCCACGCGCAUCACUAUGUUACAGAAAAGCACGGCAUGUCAUGCUAUCCAUCUGAGAGUGUGGUUUGAGGGAACAUUUCGCUUGAACGUGAGCUCUUCACAUCAUGCUGUGUUUAAUCUUCAUCUGCCUGGCUCUCAAACCCCGGUGGAUUGCAUCCAAAGUGGUACAACAGGCCAGAAGGGAAGCAUUAAUACAGUAUCUUCUGUGUGACUGAGGUAGGCCUUCUUCAUGUGGGAGGUUAAACGUUCCAUUUCCCCUCCCUGAUAACUGGGACUUUUUGGACUUCAACAAUCUAGGGAUGUGUUUACUUUGCUCUUUGAUUCUCUGGAAAUGCACUCCGAACUGCAGCAAGCAGCUUGAACCUCUGAGAAUGAAGCUGCCGUCAAAUCCUGCAUGAGAGAGCGAACUCUGUGUCCUGAUUUACAGUUUGUGGCUGGUCUAGAGGACAUGGGGAUUUAUCUACAAGGCCAUUAAUCAUCCUGUGUGGAUGCUGAAUAGGAAAGCUGUGAGACAAGAAUAAUUCAUUUACUUGAGUCACAUGUCCCCAAUUCCUAUUUUUGUCUUUUAAUAUCUUUGCACGUUUUUGAAAACUAUAAGCACAAAGGACCUUUUUAAUAAUUUCUGGUGUGGGGAAACUGGUGCUUUACCAUGUUUUAGUCUGUUUUUAAGGAAGAAACUCACUUCACUUGACAGAAGUAGGAAUUGUUAGUUGGACUCACUGAACAUUGAUUCCCUGGUCUUAAAUUAGCAAGUAUACACAAAGACUGCAGCUUUAAAUUAUUCCAGUAGUGUUUUGAUGACACUCUCAAAGCUGAAGCUGAAAUGGUUUUCAGUUUCUUUGAAGGGGGGAAGGAAAAAAAAAUGUGUGCAUGCAUCAGAGGUGUUUUUUUUUUUUUUUU